Musca domestica (house fly) is the source of this 1068-nucleotide messenger RNA. RefSeq names its product cilia- and flagella-associated protein 161. The record is from RefSeq and is a predicted model, not a curated record. Lineage: Eukaryota; Metazoa; Arthropoda; Insecta; Diptera; Muscidae. The transcript has 3 exons. Gene Ontology annotation, biological process: cilium assembly. Bases 73 to 972 code for a protein of 299 amino acids. Gene Ontology annotation, cellular component: motile cilium.
AAACCUACCCUUAGCUUUCCAAAAAUAUUUUUCGUUUAAUUUUACAAAAAUUUUGUUUUCAUUUUUUGUGAAAUGUCCCUUGUGACCCGUUCCCGUUAUCGUCCCAUAACCCGUUUGGGCAAUUGGUUCGAGGACAUCUGCUUGGAGGAGGAUAAAAUCAAGCAAUUCACCCAGAAACGUGACAAUGGCGAGCUGUUGGUGGAGAAGACACGGAAAUUAUUUCAAAAUUUCCACAAAGAAAUCAAUAUGGAGGCACCAGGAGAAACGAUCAGUUUUGGCGGCAUUGUACAGCUUAUGCCGGCUCAGAUGCGCCUGUGUCAAUAUCCCGCCUAUGACAAACAUCUAACGCUAUCCGUUGUCAUUAAUGAGCGAGUGGUGAGGCGUAGCCAAAAAAUGAACGAAGAAUGUGAGCUGACAAUUGCCCCAUCACUGAAGCCGUGUAUUCGUAACUCAUUUCGCAUUAUGGCGCCCAACGAGGCGGAGGAUGGGAACGAGAGUAAACAUGAAAGUGAAAUGGUCUUGAAGUAUGGUCAACCAUUUCGGCUGCAAUGUGUCAAUGAUCCAGAGAAUCCUUUGUUGUUGUACACGGCCCAAAAGUCAUGGGACCUUACCUCCGUUAUAGCCAACUCAUUUGAAUCGAGGAAGUUUGGAGAGAUUAAUUUGACAUUGGGGUUGUGUUCGAAAAAGAAUUGUGGUCCUGGCAAACAAAUUCCCGCAGCCUAUACCAAUUGGUAUUGCCAGCACAUUGAUCCUCAUUUAAGGUUCGAGACGAAUGGCACUCCCUUGCCGAGCAACGAACCCCUCGUCAUAACCCACAUGGCAACCAAUCGCAAUCUGGCCGCUGAAAAUGUAAUGAUUCAGACUCUCUUUGGCCCGGAAUUUCUUGUUUCCGUACAAAAUUAUAAAAACAUUUUCAAACGCGAAACAUGGCAAAAUUUGUGGAUAAUCAGCAAUGGACACCAGUUCAAAUAAAUAUCGUAAAUUUUGUUGAGAAUCUAGAGGCUUAGUCUCGCUGGCAUAAUUAUUAGUCGCCAACAAUCUUUGGAAUAAAUUCCGCUAAAAUUAUAA